Messenger RNA from Fusarium vanettenii 77-13-4, 1434 nucleotides. RefSeq lists its product as uncharacterized. The transcript has a single exon. The record is from RefSeq and is a predicted model, not a curated record. NCBI's taxonomy places the organism in Eukaryota, Fungi, Ascomycota, Sordariomycetes, Hypocreales, Nectriaceae. The coding region runs from base 1 to 1434 and encodes 477 amino acids.
AUGUCCACUACUUUACCGUUUCAGACAUGUUUGUUGCAGGCUGAUGGCACCUCUGUUCGCCCUCUGGACACUAUCGAAACCUUUUUCAAGCUUCUAGCUGAUGGUGGUGCCCCCAUCAACCGCGAGCACUGGGCCAUCACCAUUGCCUUGCGUCUGAAGAUCCCAGAAUCUGUCAAGGAGGUUGCGUCGGUUCUGAGACGAACCUGGUUAAUCCUUGUCCGACUUCAUCCGAACCUCGUUGGAACAGCUCGUAUAUCCGGUGCGGAAGAUCCGCCCGGCCAGAUCUUGUCUGUUGGACCAUUGAAUGAAGACAAAUGGCUGGCACAAUCCUUUUUCCACCACGAGAUCAUCCCAGACUCAACAACCUUGUUCGCCUCGCUUCGCCCCAGUCCGACAGCGGCGUGUCAUUGGAUUCCUACUUCUCAAGAGCUCUGCAUCUCCUCCUCUCACUGGCGGAUCGAUGGCAUCGGGAUGCUCAUGCUAGCCAACAGCUUCAUGAAGAGCCUUGCCGAAAUACUCCGGCAUGAUCGAAACGAUCCUACCAUCCAGGGACCCUUGACGCCAAGCCUCGACACCAUCGUUGGCUCUUACUUAGACGAAGAGACCACACCCAUGUAUCUACGCUCCACUGCCAAUGCCCUGGUCGCGGAAUUUGUUAAAGGCGUGCCGAGCAUUGGCUUGCCCACCAUCCCAGGGUCCUUGACCGCUGCUCCCGGGCCAACCGAACGACAAUCCUGCAGUUUCGAUGCUACUAUCACCAAGGCUAUUAUUGCCGCUUGCAAGAAGCGUCAUCUCAGCGUCCCCAGCGCUGUUCAUGCUGCUUUAGUGCGGGUCACAGCGACCUAUCCACAACAUCCACUUGCUAAAAGCUAUGCCGCCUUUUUCCCAACUGAUCUACGUCCAUACCUUCCUUCACCUUAUAAUGGAGAAUCUUUUGCGGUUGGAAUGUUCUGUAGUGGUCUACCAGUCACCGUUCCAGACGUUUUGGGCCUGUCCUUUGACGCUAUCACGACGAUUCUCAACAAUGUUUACAGAAGAGACUUGACGCGGAUGUGCACUGAUGACGAGGGAAAUCCACAAAGCAUGUUAGACCUCAUGGCGCCUUAUGUCAGACGGACAACCAAACUCUUCAACACUCCCCCUCCUCCGAAGCUACCUCCGGUCGAGAACCCAGACUUGAGCAGUUUUGGCAAGAUCGAGCAGUAUCUGCAGCAUGAGUAUGCCUUUGGUCAAGGCGGUGAAGAUAAGGUAGAGGUGGAUGGAUUUUGGAUCGGCACAGAGACACUUGCCCGAUCGCUGCAGUGCCAUGUGUGGGCUUUUAAGGAUCAGUUGACCAUCCAAGGGUGCUUCAACACUAGCUUUUACGGUCGAGAGUUUGUUUGUGAGGUACUUGAAAAGGUGAAAGUAGAGUUGGUUGAGGGUCUUGGGGUCUAG